UUCGCUCCGCUUCCCUCCCCUCAGCUCGGAACAGCUGCUUCCUGGAGAAGCCCCGUUGAGCGCGGGGGGACUUUUUUUGGAGAAGCAUGCCUGGGACUGGGCUAUUUCAGCGUACAUUCCUUAUGGCAGGUGGAGGCAACACGGUCCCCUGCAGAUGUUCGUAACUACAAGUCCCAUCAGCGCAGGCAGGAUGGGCAAUAGUCACGGCUGAUGGGAGUUGUUGUCUGGUGCAUCUGCAGGCCACUGGGUUGCCUUACUGCUACUCUAGUGUAAUACUUUCAUUAGACAAGCUCAAAGCUCAUAGCUGUUGUGCUAUGUAGACAUUGGAUAUUUUUAAUAGUCCAUUUAGCCGCUUUGAUUUUUGUGCAACUAUUUUGUUGUUUUGCCAUGCUGGGUGAGAUUAUAUUUAGAAAGGGUGGGUCGAUGGUGCCAGCUGCCUGUCAUAUAUGGAUUACUGUGAACCCCUUUUCUGUUGACAUGCACUUCCAACAGUGAAAAGCUCAUCUCUUACUCCUUCAUAAUCAUGACUGCUGAAGUCAUUCAACAGAUUACAGAACAUAGUACAACACUUAAGUAUGUCAACGGCCAUGGAUACUUCAGCUGACGUUCUGUUGGAAAAAAGAGGCUGUGCUGGUGUUAUAACCAUGAACAGGCCAAAAGCACUGAAUGCGUUAAAUGUUACCAUGGUUCAGCAGAUGUAUCUACAGCUAAAGAAAUGGGAACAGGAUCCCAACACUUCUCUAAUAAUAAUAAAGGGAGCUGGAGACAAAGCUUUCUGUGCAGGUGGUGAUAUCAGAGUUAUCAUGGAAGCAGGAAAAAGGGGAGACAGAUUGGUUCAUGAUUUCUUCCGAGAAGAGUACAUCUUGGACAAUGCCAUUGGUACCUGCCAGAAACCGUUCGUGGCACUUAUUCAUGGUAUUACCAUGGGAGGCGGUGUUGGCGUGUCUGUUCAUGGCCAUUUCAGAGUUGCUACAGAGAAGACUCUUUUUGCUAUGCCUGAGACAGCAAUAGGACUCUUUCCUGAUGUGGGCGGAGGCUUCUUCCUGCCCAGGCUUCCAGGGAAGCUGGGAUAUUUUCUUGCCCUGACAGGAUAUAGGUUGAAAGGAAGAGAUGUAUACAAAGCAGGAAUUGCCACUCACUUCAUAGAAGCAGAGAAGGUGGCUGUCCUAGAAAAAGAUUUGACGGAAUUGAAGUCACCAACAAAGGAAAAUGUCGCAGAUAUCCUGGACUACUAUCAUAAGCAGUGCAAACUUGAUCAAGAGAAAGAGUUCGUACUUGGUGAACACAUGGACAAGAUUAACAGUCUGUUUGCAGCAGAUAGCAUGGAAGAAAUCGUUCAAAAAUUGAGCAAGGAUGGCUCUCCUUUUGCACUUGAUCAACUAAAGACCAUUAGAAACAUGUCUCCAACAUCUCUGAAGAUGACCCUCAGGCAGCUUAGAGAAGGAGCUUCCUUAAGCCUCCAGGAUGUCUUCAUCAUGGAGUACAGACUAAGCCAAGCAUGCAUGCGAGGUCAUGACUUCUAUGAAGGUGUCCGAGCAGUGCUUAUUGAUAAAGACCAGUCACCAAAGUGGAAGCCUGCUACUCUGGAAGAUGUGACAGAUGAAUUCUUGGACUCAUGCUUUAAGUCUCUUGGAAGUGAUGAUCUUAAGUUAUAAUAGUUUUGGACUAAUGCCAGCCUACAUCUGUCUUUCUUCUAGUUUUAACACAACAAAUUAAUAAUAAUAGUUUCAGCAUACAUGAGAAUCAUCAACAUUGCUCAAAUUACUUAUUGUUGUUAUGCAAUGAAAAGGACUUACAGUUCUUGGAGACAAGUGUAAGCGUAGAAGGAACUGUAGGGGGCAAAACCAGCUACAUCUUAACACUCUAGAUCACAUGGAAGUUAUCAGCCAUGUCUGUACAUUUUUACUUCUCUGUACUAAAUAAAUAUUCAUGCACACCACGAA
Molecule: messenger RNA, 1943 nt
Organism: Varanus komodoensis (Komodo dragon)
Lineage: Eukaryota; Metazoa; Chordata; Lepidosauria; Squamata; Varanidae
Gene: HIBCH
Product: 3-hydroxyisobutyryl-CoA hydrolase
Exons: 14
Coding region: 576-1655 (359 amino acids)
Biological process (GO): L-valine catabolic process
Cellular component (GO): mitochondrion
Molecular function (GO): 3-hydroxyisobutyryl-CoA hydrolase activity
Source: RefSeq, a predicted model, not a curated record